Molecule: messenger RNA, 3194 nt
Organism: Drosophila ficusphila
Lineage: Eukaryota; Metazoa; Arthropoda; Insecta; Diptera; Drosophilidae
Product: long-chain-fatty-acid--CoA ligase 5
Exons: 10
Coding region: 361-2475 (704 amino acids)
Biological process (GO): long-chain fatty acid metabolic process
Cellular component (GO): endoplasmic reticulum; membrane
Molecular function (GO): long-chain fatty acid-CoA ligase activity
Source: RefSeq, a predicted model, not a curated record
GGAACGUCGGCCCCUUUGGUAGUACUUUUUCAGUUUUCGGUUUUUAGGUGUUCCACGCUCGGUUCUAAGACUGUUCCUCCCUCUUUUCGUCUUACGCCAAUACGCCCCCCAAAGCGACCCGGUUAAUUUUGGUGUAUAGAUAGAUAUACGACCCGUGCCUAAAUAUAAAUAAGACCGACAAUGAGUUUCACCUUCGAGUAGUCCAGAUUCCCUAGGCUAUCUUUUGCGGGCAAUCAUUAAGCUAAACACGUAACAUCAACUCAGGUAACUCAGGAAAAACAACUACAAUAAAUAACAACAAACUACAACUACAACAACAAUAAAACAAUAAUACAUAUAAGAAAACAGAGAACGAUAACCAUGACGCCUGAGAAAUCUGUUAUGGCCUACGUCAAUCAUUUGAUAGUCAGCAAUUUUUCAUAUUUCUGGGACGAGAUCGAUGGCUAUCUGUACUAUUUGGGCGGCACUUUGGGCACAUUAACCCUAGGAAGCCUGGCAGCCAGUGUUGCAUACUACUUUGCAACAAGACCCGUUCCGGAACGACCGUUAGUGCCUCUGGAAAACCAAUCUCCAUUGCUAGAGGGUCCAGAACAAAUACACGUCUCCAAGUUCUACAAGGAGUCGAAGAACGGAAAGUUCGUGUCCUACAUCACAGAGAAUGUCCGCACCUUGUACCAGACGUUCCGUGAGGGCGCCUACGCCUCCAACAAUGGGCCGUGUCUCGGUUGGCGUGAAACCCUAACAUCCCCGUACCAGUGGAUCAACUAUGAUGAAGCCCUUCUGCGAGCCAAGAACUUUGGAGCCGGAAUGCUGGCGCUGGGAGCCCGCCCGAAACAGUUGAUUGGAAUAUACUCGCAGAACCGGCCAGAGUGGAUCCUGUACGAGCAGGCCUGCUACUCGUUCUCUUUGGUGGUGGUCCCACUGUACGACACCCUGGGUCCCGACGCCUGCGCCUUCAUCAUCCGCCAGACGGACAUGUCGAUCGUGGUGGUAGAGGAUGACGGCAAGGCGGCUAUGUUGCUGGAGAAGGCGCCUCGCAGUCUGAAAAUCAUAGUGGCCAUUAAGCCCAUCCGCCAGACGACCUUGGAGCGAGCCCGCAGUCGGGGCAUUCAGAUAUUCUCCUUCAUCGACGUGGAGAAACUGGGGGCCAAGGGCAAUCAUCCGGAGGUGGCGCCUACGGCGGAGGAUCUGUGCACGGUGUGCUACACCUCCGGAACGACGGGCAAUCCCAAGGGCGUGAUGCUCACGCACGGAAACGUGGUGGCCGGCGUCUGCUCUGUGAUCCUGCAGAUGGGCGACCAUCGCAUCCGGGCGGGAGAUGUGAUGGUAUCCUUCCUGCCCCUGGCCCACAUGUUCGAGCGGUGCUGCGAGAACGGCAUGUACUACGUGGGCGGCUGUGUCGGCUUCUAUUCCGGCGACAUCAAGGAACUCACGAACGACCUGAAGAUGCUGAAGCCAACCGUAAUGCCGGCAGUGCCACGCCUACUGAACCGCGUCUACGAUAAGAUCCAGAAUGAUAUUGCGGCCUCGGGGCUGAAGAGGGGCCUCUUCAACAUGGCCAUGCGGGCCAAGGAGAAGGAGAUCGCCAGGGGAGUCCUGCGGAGGAACGGAUGCUGGGACAAACUGGUCUUCAAGAAGGUUCACCAGGCAUUUGGCGGCAAUCUGCGCCUCAUGGUGGUGGGCUCGGCUCCACUGGCCGGCAAUGUGCUGACCUUCAUGCGCUGUGCCUUGGGUUGUUUGGUUCUCGAGGGAUAUGGCCAAACGGAAUGCACGGGGGCCAUAACUCUCACCGUUCAGGGUGAUCACGUGCCCAACCACGUGGGACCUCCCGUGUCCUGCAAUGCUGUGAAACUGGUGGACGUGCCGGAGAUGGAGUACUUUGCCAAUCAAAAUACGGGGGAGGUGUGUGUGCGAGGAUCCAAUGUGUUCCACGGUUACUAUAAGGAUCCCGAAAAGACGGCGGAGGCGAUUGAUUCCGAGGGAUGGCAUCACACCGGCGACGUGGGCAUGUGGCUUCCAAAUGGAACUCUGCGGAUCAUCGAUCGCCGCAAGCACAUUUUCAAGCUCAGCCAGGGCGAGUAUAUAGUUCCCGAGAAAAUCGAGAACAUCUACACGCUUAGCCAAUAUGUUAACCAAGUCUAUGUUUACGGAGAGAGCUUAAAGAGCUGCAUUAUCGCUGUUGUUGUACCUGAUACCGAUGUACUGAAGCAAUGGGCCACGGAGAACAACGUACGCGGCACGCUCUCCGUCCUUUGCAACAAUAAGAAUGUCAAGGAACUGAUCAUGAACGACAUGCUCAACUGGGGCAAGCAGAGUGGACUUAAGUCAUUCGAACAGGUAAAGGAUGUCUAUCUACAUCCGGAUCCCUUCUCGGUGCAAAACGGACUGCUCACGCCCACAUUCAAAGCCAAGAGACCGCAAUUAAAGAGCUAUUUUAAGCCGCAGCUGGAAGAUAUGUAUAAACACCUGGAUUAAUGCAAUACCCAAACCAAAACCAACAACGAAUCGAACUCAAGAAGCUGGGAAGCAUUCAUUCAAAUAUGCCUAUACCAUUUUAAACUGAUGAUAACAAAGACUACAAAUACAGAUACAAAAGCGAACUGUCUAAUUUUGUAGUUUCGUCAAUUCAUAGCAAGUAAGAGAGCGCAAGAUAAACCAGAUAACACAUAAAAUAUACACUUUCAAACUGACAAGGAUGAUCCUUUUGACAGCCGCAUUUUUAUAUAGUUAAAUCGAGAAGCGAUCCCCUAUAAACAUGUUAACUAUAUAUUUUCCUUAACACUUACGAUCUAGUUCAAAGUGAAUAGAACAAAAUUGCGUAGUCUGAACCAAAACAUAUAUAACUAACAUAUUGAGCAAAUUGAAUAAAAUGAAAGCUUUAAUCAACUAUCGUAUACUACACUCAGUUAGUUGAAAAACUGAAGUGAAGAAUUAACUUUUUAAACUAUAGAUUAGACUCGCUAAACUAAACUUAUGAAAAUCAAAUGUUCAACGCAAUUGCUGAGAAAGUCAACUGAAAAUACAAAUGUCAACCGAGAAGCUGAUCAAACUUAAUGAUAAAUAUGAAAAAGAUUUACUUCUUUGGACUGCACUGUCUGCCUUAUAAUAUACCAAAUGAAAAUUUAUUAAUAGAUUGCUAAAACAAAAAACUAUUUCAUAUUUAGAGCUUAACAAUAAAGUAAAGCAGCAAUAUA